AUGAAGGAAAGGCGACUGGGCCCAAAGAAAGCGGACUUAGUUAAAGAGGAAAGCUUAUUGAGGAAGGCGAAGGAGGAGGUGGAUGCUGCAGAUCUGGUCGACGAUGGGAAGAUAUGCGUGAUUCAAAAUCGGAUAUGGGCCAGAGAAAGUUUGGAGAGACAGGAGAGGGAGAGGGCGGAGAGACAGAGAAUGGCUAAGAUUUUGAAACAGCAGCAGGAGCAGCGUGAGAGGGCGGAGAGAGAGAGAAUGACUAAGAUUUUGAAACAGCAGCAGGAGCAGCGGGAGAAACAGGAGCGGGAAGCGGCAGAGGCGUUGAAACAACAAGAGGAAUAUGAAAAGAAGUGGAAAGAGAUGAUCGACAAAGCCGAGAAAACCCGGAGACAAUACGCACGAGUCAAUCGCUCCGGACUCCCACUUACAGGCGAGGGAAGCACUCGCCAGGCUUCUACAUCAUCCUGCGUGCACAACGGCUGGUGGUCAAAAGUACAGGGUCGUACAGCAUGCCCAAGGUGUGAUGAGGUUUGGACUUAUCUGCUGCAGUGCCCGGGCUGUAGGAUGAAGGCGUGCCCGAAAUGUCAAGCUGUGGUACGGCCGAGGAUACAGCGCCAUGCGGGGAGGACGCAUCAAACAGCCUCUCCAAAGGUGAGGACCCCAAGUCAGGAUUUCUUUUACGACGAUUACUACUAG
Messenger RNA from Glarea lozoyensis ATCC 20868, 687 nucleotides. RefSeq lists its product as uncharacterized. The record is from RefSeq and is a predicted model, not a curated record. NCBI's taxonomy places the organism in Eukaryota, Fungi, Ascomycota, Leotiomycetes, Helotiales, Helotiaceae. The transcript has a single exon. Bases 1 to 687 code for a protein of 228 amino acids.